Molecule: messenger RNA, 3405 nt
Organism: Coccidioides immitis RS
Lineage: Eukaryota; Fungi; Ascomycota; Eurotiomycetes; Onygenales; Onygenaceae
Product: exocyst complex component Sec5
Exons: 2
Coding region: 55-3087 (1010 amino acids)
Biological process (GO): exocytosis; Golgi to plasma membrane transport
Cellular component (GO): exocyst
Source: RefSeq, a predicted model, not a curated record
CGGUUGCCGAGCGCUCCCGGCACAAGUCACAUCACGUCGCGAAAGCUUCAAGAAAUGGAAGCUCAACAAGAUGUCGCCCGGCAUUACAAUUUACCGAGUGCCUACCCAGACGAAUGGCCUGCAGAGCUAGACCUAAGCGACGAGUCCAGAGAUGAGGCUGGUCCCUCAACGCAAGACACUGCCGCCCAAGCAAAAUGGAGAUACUCUGGCCUUUAUGGUGAUCGCAGGAAGAGUACCAUAAUCGCUUCUGCUUCCACUCAACAGGACGAACCGGACCCUCUCGGAGGCCCGCAGAGCGUAAUGGAGUUACUGAAACAGCGAGGCCUCCCAGUCGACGAAGAUGCUCGCUUACGAAGUCGAUUCGUUUUGUCCUCAACGUCGUUUUCUCCAGCACUUUUCCUUACACACACACGUCCGACUGCUUCAGCGCAGUCAUUACUCCAGGGGUUGAAUUAUCUGACUGAUUCAAUCGACCAGGAAUCCGCGUCACUGAAAGCGCUAGUAGAGUCAAACUUCGAAAAGUUCGUUAGGAUCAAAGCUACCAUCGACAACGUAUAUGAAGAGAUGCGCGAUGAUGGCACUCAAAAUGACAAUGGUUUACACCGAUCUUUGUCUCAGAAUGCGAGACAGAUAGGCCCUAAUUCCGCCGGCGUCCGCAAGAACGCCCUCACAGAAGCAAAUGAAUACGGUUUCAAAGGAAUAAAUGCACCAUUUACUGAAGCGUCAGAAAUGGCCGAGGAACUUUGGGGAGAAGCCCUGAAUGGUCGACAGCGUGAGGAAGGUCUGAAGCAAGUUUUAGAGGCUGUGGAAAAGCAACGUGGGAUUUACGAGAUUGGCACAGAUCUGCAAAAAUCCAUAAAGCAGCGCGAUUAUGAUGCGAUUAUUGAGCAGUAUACUCUUGCCCGAAGAUAUGCAAACGACGCCAAACUUCUUGUAGACCGCGCUACGUCAACCCAAAGGUCUUUAACAGAGGAUCAAGUUCACACUAUCCUUGUUACUGGCAGAAUGUGGAUGGACGUCGAGAAGCAAAUUCAAGCGUUUAAGCGGGACCUGUGGCGGCGUUUGAGCAAUGCGCAAUCGACGAAGCAGCUCCUCUCUGCAAAUGGCCAAGAUGGAGAAUAUAUGGAUCUCAUUGCAAUUCUCUUAGAACUUGGAGUCGACGAUAAUCCCGUCUGGGUUUGGCUCCUUAGUCGUUACGAUUACUUAAAGACAAGAAUAGCGUCGUUUUGUGAGCGUGGGAGAGCUGAGAUUGAGAUUCUGAGGCGUCGCCUAGCGAGCAGAGAGAAGCCCAGCCCACAGAGUGUCGCCUCAUAUUUACGCAUACCAAUCCGAGAGGCGGCAAGAAAUUACUCCGAUCCGCUCGACACUGAACAGAUCCUAGAAUUCUGGGAAUGCGUACACACGUUUCUCAGGAAGUUGAUAUCAGUACAAGGCGGUCUGCUUGGUGAUGUCAUUGAAUUCUGGGACACGGCGCAGUCAUUUAUUAACGGGAGUAAACAAAAACUGCUCCCUACGGGUUUCGAAGGAGAAAGUCGGAAGCACCAUCGCUUGUCCACAGACAGUAUUAAUGGGCUAAAAGAUGGGAUCAUUGAGCUUGUCAAUCGCAUUCAGGUCAAUAUUGUGUCUCUAUUCGCGGAUGCUCCUCCUGAUGACUUGUCAUUUCUCUCUGCUCCUUCUGCAACCAGCCCUAUGGGUACCUUAACACCUACCGGGUCUAGAUUUAACCUUGACCCGAAAGAUAUUCCACCACCUUUACCCAAGACAGGAGAAGUAUGGGCGGAGUUUGCAUUCUGGCCUCCCCAUGCAAAUUCACUUAGUGGCGUUCAUUAUCUUGGACAAUUCUUAAUACUCAUCGGCACAGCAGCGAGUGAGAUGGCGGAUCUUAGCCCAAUAUCAGGUGGUAGUGCAACAUAUGAUCAGCUGAAGCUCCUUGUCAGUGGCACUAGAGAAAGAUGUGUCCGUGCUACAUGUGCCGCGUGGAAUAGUGAUGCUGAACACUGCAAAUAUCUUGAGGACUGGACACGUGAUCUAGAGCGAAAAGCUUUGACAAAGAUGCCCGGACACUUUAUGGCAUUUGAGAGUGCCAUUCUUACGGGGAUGCAAAAGAUACUCUACAUUUCUGAAGCGAUGACGAAACCUGGUUCAGUAGAUGUUGUCACGCCUCCACCCACGAAACUCCUUCAAAUGGUGCGGUCACAGUUUGUAACAAGUGUGUACAAAGCAUUGAGUGGACUUGUUGAAAAUGCUGAAAGGCCUGUCAACGUUGAAGGUGAGGACGAGUGGGUGCUCAUUGGUCCCUCCUUUUCUGGAACUGGUAGCGAUGUCCCAUCUUCAGUGUCUGUUUACGGUGGGAUAGAUUCCAAAAACAGAAAUGUUCGCAUACUUUUGACACUAUCUAAUCUCAGAGCCCUUCGUGCAGAGCAUGUACCUCAACUAAUUACAAGUUUUGAAAGUGCUUUCGCCGUCAAGCUAACAGAUGAAUCGAAAACAAUCCAAGAUGUGCUCGGGCAGAUCGAUACCCGCUUAUUCCAGUCAUAUACCCGCUCUGUCGUGGACACCUUGCAUACCAUGAUUCUAAAUGGGAUUUCGUCAGCAGAUUGGGUGCCGUCAACGAGCCGUCCAGAUGAACUCCGACCAUACGUAUACACCACAAUGCUGACCCUGGUAAUGGUGCAUACUGAGGUGUCCACCACGUUGCCUGGCGCUUCGUCUUCAACAUCUACAAUGUCUCCAGCUUCUCCCAGCCACCCGUUGACGCACGCAAUUCUUGCCGAGUUGCUCACACAAAUAUCUAAAUCUCUCCUAGAAGGCUUUAUGUCGCGCCCCAAGUACUCCCUUCCUGCAUUGAUGCAAGCUACCCUCGACACGGAAUUCAUUGCUCAAACAAUGUCACAAUACGCAACCGAAGCAGCAGGUCAGGUUCAAAGUCAGAUAUACCUUGAACUAGACCGAAGAACAAAUAAUGAAGCCAGGGCUAAACUCCAGGCCGAGCUUGGAGAGAUGCGCGGCGUCCUCAAGAGACUGAGAGAAAGGACACGUGGAGAGUUCGCGUGUUUCAAGAAGGUGAGGUCUGUAAGCAGCAAAUAGGCUGAUCUUGAGCCUCGAAAUGAGAUAUGUACGAAACACCCAGAUGCUUUCCUAUUUAAUGGUGAUUCAUAGUUGAUCAAUUUGGAUUAAAGAACAUAAUUGCAUGGGCUUAUUGAUACACUUGCAUUCGGAGUUUCAGCCAUUCAUUGCACUCGUCGUUCUACGGUGUCUGGUUUUCGGGUACAUCUUCUUUUGCGUUGAUGGGUGUUUAAUCCUCUUGAAUAGCAUCGAACCUUUAAUUCUGUUUUUUGUACAUCCAUGUCGCCAUCCCUUAGUAUUCCCUAUUUACGCAAUGAACAAAGCUUUUUGCAUUGAACA